GAGAGAGGGAGGUAGCGAGAGAGGCAGGGGACUUAGGGAUGGCAGGAACCAUAGUGAGUGGAGACAGACUGAUUGAAGAGAGGCUGACGCUUCACUGUGAUACUGGAGCAGUGCAGUGAGCAGAGUGAAGAACAAUACUGAGAGAGAAGCUACAACACCUCGGAGCACUCCUCCUAAGAAGAAAUUAUAUUUCUGUGUGAUGCAAGUCUGUGGUUUUCUCUUGGCAGCACAGAAUAGAAACAACUUACAUUUCAUUACAACCUUGUAGAGGAGUUUCAUGCGAGCCCACUGAGAGGCACCAUGGUUCUCUUUCAAGUCUUCUUUGGGGAAUGGUGAUAAUCUGCUGGAAGCUGCUGUAUGAGAGUCUGCAGCUUCUUUUAGUACAAGAUGCCUGUGAUGAAGGGCCUUCUUGCGCCACAAAACACCUUCUUGGAUGCUAUUGCCAACCACUUUGAUGGCACUCACAGUAACUUCCUACUAGGAAAUGCUCAGGGUCGCUAUGGCUACCCCAUCGUGUACUGCUCUGACGGGUUUUGCGAGCUGACCGGCUUUGUUAGAACUGAGGUGAUGCAGAAAACUUGUACCUGCAGCUUCCUCCAUGGGGCCGAGACCAAUGAAAGUGUGAUCCAACAGAUAGACAAAGCUCUGGAGGGCCAGCAGGAGUACCAGGGAGAGGUCCGCUUCUAUAGGAAAAAUGGAAAUCCAUUUUGGUGCCUCCUGGAUAUUGUGCCAAUUAAAAAUGAGAAAGGGGAGGUGGUGUUGUUCCUCCUGUCUUUCAAAGAUGUCAGUGAGUCAUAUGGGAAAUGCCAUCAUUUCACCAGAGGAGAUGGUCUGUCAGAAACUGCUCACCAGGGAAAGAAAAACAACAGACCACACUUUUCCCAAGCUCAAGAGAGGGGGAGGACUAUCCUGCAUGGCCUGACCAACAUGUUCUCCAAAAGAGGCCAGAGGAAACUGACCAAUAGUGUGUUCCAGAAACCAUCUCUGCCUGAGUACAAGGUGGCAGCUGUGAAGAAGUCACGUUUCAUCCUGUUACACUACAGCAUCUCCAAGGCCUUGUGGGACUGGUUAAUUCUACUAGCAACCUUCUAUGUAGCUGUCACUGUGCCUUACGACGUCUGCUUUGUCAGUCAUGAUGAGGGCAGUGACCAUCACUCACUUGUCAGUCGCACCACUAUAGCCAGUGAUAUAGCAGUGGAGAUGCUCUUCAUACUUGAUAUUGUCCUGAAUUUUCGUACCAGCUAUGUGAGUCAGUCAGGUCAGGUAGUGUACGACACCCGAUCCAUCUGUCUCCAUUACUGCACCACAUGGUUCUUUGUCGAUCUGAUUGCAGCGUUGCCCUUUGACCUUCUCUACGCUUUCAACAUCACGGUGACCUCGCUGGUGCACUUGUUGAAGACGGUCCGCCUGCUGCGCCUACUGCGCCUGUUACAGAAGCUGGAUCGCUACUCUCAGUACAGUGCUGUGGUCCUGACCCUGCUCAUGUCUGUGUUCGCUCUGCUGGCUCACUGGAUGGCUUGCGUCUGGUACGUCAUUGGACGCAAGGAGAUAGAAAGCAGUGACCCCGUUACCUGGGACAUAGGCUGGCUUCAGGAGCUGGGAAAGCGUCUUGAGACGCCAUACAUCAACAGCACCAUGGGUGGUCCCUCCAUGCCUAGCGCCUAUAUUGCCUCUCUCUACUUCACCCUUAGUAGCCUAACCAGUGUGGGUUUUGGCAAUGUGUGUGCCAAUACAGAUGCCGAGAAAAUCUUUUCCGUCUGUAUUAUGCUCAUGGGUGCGCUGAUGCAUGCAGUGGUCUUUGGCAAUGUAACAGCCAUCAUCCAGCGCAUGUACUCGCGGCGCUCUCUCUAUCACACCCGAAUGAAGGAUCUGAAAGACUUCGUACGUGUGCACCGGCUACCUCAGCAGCUGAAGCAGAGAAUGCUGGAAUAUUUCCAGGCCACUUGGUCAGUCAACAAUGGCAUCAAUGCCAAUGAGUUGCUGCAUGACUUCCCAGAUGAACUGCGAGCUGACAUUGCCAUGCAUCUGAACAAAGACAUCCUGCAGCUGCCUGUAUUUGAGCCAGCUAGCAGAGGAUGUCUGCGCUCCCUCUCCCUGCACAUCAAGACCUCCUUUUGUGCUCCAGGAGAAUACCUUAUCCGCCAUGGAGACGCCCUACAAGCCAACUAUUUUGUCUGCUCAGGUUCCCUGGAGGUUCUUAAAGAUGGCAUGGUCCUGGCCAUUCUAGGCAGAGGUGACCUUAUUGGAGCCGAUCUUCCAGAACAUGAUCAGGUGAUCAAGACUAAUGCAGAUGUGAAGGCACUGACCUACUGUGACUUACAGUACAUCAGUGUUAGGGCUUUGAGGGAGGUCCUUGGGUUGUACCCGGAGUAUGGCAGCCGGUUCAGCUCCGACAUCCACCACAACCUCACCUACAACUUGAGAGAUGGCAAUGAAACUAAAGGAGUAGCAAAGUUUCCAUGGACUCCCAAGAUUCCCAAGCUGCCUCAGGGUCAUGUUUCUAUGGACCAAACGUUACCCUAUAUCAUUGAGGCAGGUGCUGCAGAACAUGGAGACAACAUGAGACACUCUCAGCAGAGAAGAGUCCCUCUGCCACAAGGAAUGGGUGGCUCUGUCCAUCAGCCCUGUCUCAGCACCCUGUUAGGAGAUGAGCUCAGCCACCUCAGUGCACUCCAUCCUUGCCAGUCACCUGUUCCGUGCAGGAGAGGUCACAGCCCUACUCCUCAGCCUUUCACACAUGAGCAGCUCUCUCCCUCUCAUUUGUCCAGUCUUACCAGUGACCCAGGCUUGAACCACCAGCCUGUCAAGCUUCUCAUGCCUUCCAUGCACUGUAUAAGUCCAGUGAGCCUUAGCCCCAGGGUCGUGGAUGGAAUUGAGGACAAUGGUGACGCAUUUCAAUUUAAUGUAGAGCAGAGUGAGGCGAUGACUAAUGUAGCAGACCAGUUACAAGCAAGUGCUCACCGGCUUUUGGAGACAGAGGAAAUAAGACAGAACAUCAGCAAACUGAACAGAGAGGUGAACAAUUUGAACCAGAAAGUAUCAAGCCUCACCAAGGAGCUUCAUGACAUGAUGCAUUUCCUACAGUCUCAUAUGGCCAUGCUUCAUCAUACCUCACCUGUAUCCCCAUAUUCUUUUGGAAUACAGAUGGUUCCCAGUCCUAGUGUGACUGUUUCCAGUGACUGGCAGCCCCAUGUCCCUUUAAAUAUAUCCACCGGGCACCUCCAUCAUGAAGCAAUCAGCCACCCUGCCAGAAAUGUGUGGGGCUGCAAUGGUAUGCCCUCCCAGGGAAAGGGUCCCACACUGCUGCACUCUUCUAGCCCUAUGUCAUCCUUGUUACACCUGUGCUGCUCUGACAGAGAAGGAGCCACCAGUCAUAGGCUACAGAACCAGUGUGGUGCCUUCCAAACUCCAACAAGAAAUCCAAAUUCUUCUUACAUUACCUACUCUCAUGACCAAGGAGGUCCACCAUUACUGGCCCUCAGUUCUCCCUUCAAUAGCUUUCCAGUGAUUUGUCAAGCCUCUCAGGUGUCUUACAAUUCCUCUGUUCCCACAGUAAGCAGCUCUUACCCUCUAUGUUUCCCAGUAAAUUCUGCCUACACCCAUCCACCUCUGAGUGUUCAAACCAUCCUUGAUCCUGCACAUAAUCAGACCAAAUCUCAGACACCCAUCCAUUCCUCCAUCACUCCCACUGGCCAGGCACAGUAUCACACUGCCUUCAGCUCUCUGGCCACCACAGGGGUCCACACCUCAGUAUGCACAGGGCACAUCCAACAGAGCUCUAUUAAUGGCCCCAGACACAAUGACCUGAUAGGAUCUAGCCCUAUCCGCCACACACAGGACCUUGCAUGUUCUCUGCUGGGGCAGGUAACAGAGUGUAGAGCUUCUCUGUCUCAAGAGAGGGCAGACAAUAUAAGAGCCAGUACUCCAACAGUAGACGUUCAACCAUCUCUUUUGGAAAUGGAGGGAAUGCAGACCCCGCAGUGAUAACAUUAGUAUUUUGUUGUGCUACUGUUUCUUUGAUGGCUUUAUUAUACUGUUUAAGACUCUUACCUGUAAUGCUGUUUGCCAACAAAAUGCACAAAGAGCUGAUGAAACCAUACUGCCACAACUAAAUAAAUCA
Messenger RNA from Monopterus albus (swamp eel), 4120 nucleotides. It is a transcript of the gene kcnh4a, whose product is annotated as potassium voltage-gated channel, subfamily H (eag-related), member 4a. Gene Ontology annotation, cellular component: plasma membrane. Gene Ontology annotation, molecular function: voltage-gated potassium channel activity. The transcript is spliced from 16 exons. Bases 388 to 3984 code for a protein of 1198 amino acids. NCBI's taxonomy places the organism in Eukaryota, Metazoa, Chordata, Actinopteri, Synbranchiformes, Synbranchidae. Gene Ontology annotation, biological process: regulation of membrane potential; potassium ion transmembrane transport. The record is from RefSeq and is a predicted model, not a curated record.